AUGCAGAUGAUUGUGUUGCGGGGAUUCACAUCAUUGUGUUGCGAAGAUGCAGAUCAUUGUUUUGCGGGGAUGCACAGCAUUGUGUUGCGAAGACGCAGAUCAUUGUUUUGCGGGGAUGCACAUCAUUGUGUUGCGAAGAUGCACGUCAUUGUGUUGCGAGGAUGCAGAUCAUUGCGUUGCGAGGUUGCACAUCAUUGUGUUGCGAGGAUGCGCACCAUUGUGUUGCGGGGAUGCACUUCAUUGUGUUGUGAAGAUGCACAUCAUUGUGUUGCGGGGAUGCGCACCAUUGUGCGGCGGGGAUGCACAUCAUUGCGUUGCGAGGAUGCACAUCAUUGUGUUGCGAAGAUGCACAUCAUUGUGUUGCGAGGAUGCACAUCAUUGUGUUGCGAGGAUGCACAUCAUUGUGUUGCGAAGAUGCAUAUCUGGCUUGACUCGAGGUUUGUUUGCUUGUCGGGACUCAGCUAUUUUUUUCCUCUGCUUCAUAUUGAUGUAAAGACAUUUUUUUUAUUCCUGGUUACGAUUCAGUAA
This is a messenger RNA of Acanthosepion pharaonis, 528 nucleotides long. Lineage: Eukaryota; Metazoa; Mollusca; Cephalopoda; Sepiida; Sepiidae. The record is from the annotation of a GenBank genome assembly.